This is a messenger RNA of Striga asiatica, 555 nucleotides long. NCBI's taxonomy places the organism in Eukaryota, Viridiplantae, Streptophyta, Magnoliopsida, Lamiales, Orobanchaceae. The record is from the annotation of a GenBank genome assembly.
AUGCGCCCCUCUGGAGGACCCCUGUUGGUGAGGCCCGUGGGCUGCUGCCGUCCCACAGGGCCUCCCCAAGUUUUGAGGUUGAGGAGGGAUGAGGUUUGGUUGAGGGGGUUUAGUAGAGAGUCGGAGCAGACUAAUCCGAAUUCAUCUUCUUUCGACUUGUGUGUGUCGUUUUUUUGGUACAAUGGCUCAUCUUUAUUUUGUGUGGUACCUCUGCAAGACACGGUGGAUAUGGGGGCCGAUUGGCCUUCCACAGGCUUUCUUGAACGAUGGCGGCCUCUGUUGAUGUGGCGUUCGCAAUACUUUUGGUCGGCAACAACUUCCUUUGAGCACCGCCAUUUCUUCCCGUCUGUCCUCCGGCAUCGACCGGGCUCCGGGUCUAAACCACCCCAUCCCACUAACCAGCCUUCAAGGUUGAUUUUGUCCUGCAAUACAAGGAGUGACACCCGAUCUGAAGCCCGGAAAGCCCAGAAAGCCGACGGACUCGAAAGCUUUGCGUAUGGGUUUGAGAAGAUAAGAAGGUUUGAUGCUCAAGCUCCAUCCACUGUGAUGGUGUAA